Molecule: messenger RNA, 935 nt
Organism: Nerophis ophidion (straightnose pipefish)
Lineage: Eukaryota; Metazoa; Chordata; Actinopteri; Syngnathiformes; Syngnathidae
Exons: 3
Coding region: 79-795 (238 amino acids)
Source: RefSeq, a predicted model, not a curated record
UGGCUGCAUGCAUGCAACACUCACCGGAGGAACUUGUGCCCGGUAAUUAUAUUGACGUUUUGGAACAAAUGUGUGAGGAUGCUGCGAGAGGAUGGACGGGAAGGACAGAAGGCCCAGUCAAGAUGGAGCAAAAUCGCAUGGAGUAUGAAGUAUCUUCCUGCAUCACUUGGCUGCUGGUUCAGUACCCUGAGAGAUGUUAAGAGAAGGCUGAAGGGCCGAGGUCCCGAACUGCCACCUGAACCACGAACCAUUCCAGCAAAAAAGGGCCAACAUCCGAGGAGAACUGCGUGGUUUGGUCUUAAAUCCUCCAACUUAACUCCUCGCUAUUCUUUCCCCCUUCAAGAAUGCGAGUGGAAUUCUAUUUCUGCACCAUGGGCCAUGGGUAAGCUGGAUCCUACCCCAGCUGACCACAAAAUGCCGUCAACAGAUCAUUCUUGCAUUUUCUUCAAGCCCUGCAGGAUUCUCUUUGUCUCCGUUCAUGUGUUUGACUUCCUCCAUCAAGUCUAUCAGAGGCUAAUGGCUCUCUUAUUUGUUGGUUUUGUCCUGCACUGCUCCAGUGGUUCUUUUCCCUGUAGAAGGAUGUCAGCUCUGUGUGCAUGGCCAUCCCUGAGGAGGCUUGAUGCCAUCUUGUCUAUGUCUGAUCAUUACACUACCUGCUCUCCUCCACAAUACUGCCCUCUUGCUGCUCGGCCACUUGAAAUGCUUCGCUGGCCUCUUCAGUCCAACCAUCAUGAAAUUGUGUGCAAAACCCAUGCAGACUCUCUCUCUCUCUCUCUCUGUCUCUCUCUCUCUUAACUCUGGUAAGUUGUUACUUUUGCUCUGGUUUUGCCUUUUGGUCUUUUUGCUCCUUCUUACCUGCACAUUGCUAACAGUCUCUGCAUUGUGGGGUUACGCAAACUGCUACCAUGCAAGUUCCUGUCUUUUUAAAUUGUACU